Messenger RNA from Limanda limanda (common dab), 3511 nucleotides. RefSeq names its product ras-GEF domain-containing family member 1B-B-like. Gene Ontology annotation, molecular function: guanyl-nucleotide exchange factor activity. The transcript is spliced from 14 exons. Lineage: Eukaryota; Metazoa; Chordata; Actinopteri; Pleuronectiformes; Pleuronectidae. Bases 200 to 2014 code for a protein of 604 amino acids. Gene Ontology annotation, cellular component: plasma membrane. Gene Ontology annotation, biological process: Ras protein signal transduction; positive regulation of GTPase activity. The record is from RefSeq and is a predicted model, not a curated record.
UGAAGGAGAGGAGACGAACAAUGGAGCUGAGCUGAGAUCCUGGUUUCUAAUUCCCACUGAGCAGCUUCGUUCUGCAGCGGACACACAAAACUCCAGCCCCGGAAAUAUCACACCUCUGGAGAAGGAGCUGUUUUUGUGUGUUUGUUUCUUGUUUGUGUUGCAUUUUUGGAUCCUGAGCUGCAUCGCAUCAGAGCUCACCAUGCCUCCCACGACUCCGUAUGCCGGUAAGUUCGGCUCCUGUUCGCUGUACAGCAACAACAACAACAACCCGCAGCCUCACAGCCCGUACCGCAACGGCACCGCCUCCAAACCGGCCAAGGAGAACAUCUACAACAGCGCCUAUUCGGGCUCAGAGAACCCCUACGACAUCCCCCAGCCUCACGGUUGCUACCGCAGCUCCUCCGUCACCUCCGUGAAGGCGAAGGAGCAUCAGUACAACAGCCACUACGCCGUUUCGGAGAACCCGUACUCCCCCCCGCCGCCUCGCAGCCCCCGGCAGCACAGCAGCUCCUGCCCGGGCCGCGCAUACCGCCACACCACCACCAGCACAAGCAGUGGCAGCGGCAGCGGUGGCAGCGGCGGCAGCAGCAGCGAGCAGUCCUGCCGUAACAACAACAACGUCGCGGCAGGGAAAGCCCGACUUCACGGACAUGGCAUCACCGCUAGCUACGGGGAGAUGUGUUACCAUGACAACAGUUUGGUGUCAGCAUCUCUUGAGGCUCUGAUUCAGCAUCUGGUUCCCACAGUGGACUACUACCCUGAUAGAUCAUAUGUGUUCACCUUCCUGCUGAGCUCACGCCUCUUCCUGCAUCCGUACGAGCUCAUGACGCGGGUUUGCCACCUGUGUGUGGAGCAGCAGCGGUCCGGAGACGCCCUGCUGGACAAGAUCCGUUUCCGUGAGGUGGCGCCCAAGCUGGUGCAGCUGCUGACCGAAUGGACGGAGACAUUUCCGUACGACUUCAGGGACGAGAGGAUGAUGCGCUGCCUGAAGGACAUGACGCACCACGUGGCUCGAGGCGACGAGUACUCCUGGCGAGCGAUGCAGCAGAUGACCCAGCGGCUGAUCAAACGCCUGUCAGCGCUCGGCCAGUACGAGGAGGCCGUGGCUGCGCUCAACGCCGUGGCCUUGGAGCGGCCCGCCUCCCUGAAGAGCAAACAGGCGUCGGGUCAGAAGAGCGACGUGAUGAGCGUGUGCGACGACCCCUUCAUCCUCGCCCAGCAGCUCACACACAUCGAACUGGACAGACUGAGUUUUAUCGGUCCUGAGGAGUUCAUCCAGACGUUCGCCAUGAAGGAUCCUCUAGAGAACCAUAAGGGUUUCUUUCGAAAGCGUAAAACCAGUAACCUGGAGGCCUACGUCAACUGGUUCAACAGACUGAGUUACCUGGUGGCCACUGAGAUCUGUAUGCCGGUGAAGAAGAAACACCGAGCGCGGAUCAUCGAGUUCUUCAUCGACGUGGCUCAGGAGUGUUUCAACAUCGGCAACUUCAACUCCCUCAUGGCCAUCAUCACUGGGAUGAACAUGAGUCCUAUUGCCAGACUGAAGAAAACCUGGGGUAAAGUCAACAUGGACAAAUUUGAAAUCCUGGAGCAUCAGAUGGACCCGUCCAGUAACUUCACUAACUAUCGCACUGCGCUCCGCGGCGCCACCCAGAGGUCGGAGACGGCUCACAGCAGCCAGGAGAAGAUCGUGAUUCCUUUCUUCAGUCUGCUCAUUAAAGACAUCUACUUCCUGAACGAAGGCUGUGCCAGCCGGCUCACCAACGGACACAUCAACUUUGAGAAACUGUGGGAGCUGGCGAAGCAGGUGAGCGAGUUCCUGGUUUGGCGUCAGGUGGUUUGUCCGUUCGACAGAGACCGACGGAUCCUCCAGUAUCUCGUCACCACGCCGGUUUUCAGCGAAGACGAGCUGCAUCUGGCCUCGUAUGAGAGCGAAGGACCGGAGAACCACAUGGAGAAGGACAGUCGCAGGUCUCUCAGAUCUUCUCUUUCGCAUCGCGAGAACCGGUCCUAGGAGAAGGAUCUCAUGUGCACUACAGACUGUAAAUAACGAGGAUUUUAUUUCUAAAGCUACAAGUUCCUCAAUGUAUCUUACAGACACGACAGUGCAGGACAAACAAAUGCAGCCGCGCCCACAAUCGUAUCGAUGACCAGAGCAUUAUCUGGGCUUUGAGAUCACAAGGAGCAUAAAUGAGUUCUGAACAGUUUUUGGUAUUUCGUUGCCAAAGGACCUCAGUGCUGCGGUUAUUAUUACAACCAUCUGUCCUGUGAAACUAUUGAUUCCCCAGAAGAGCUCAGAUUACUGAUGUGUCUCACCCACCGUGCUUCUUCCUCCUCCUCCUCUUCCUCCUCCUCCUCCUCAUCAUCAUCAGCUCUGUGUGAGGCACUUACAGGACGUCAGGUGACUCCUGAGGUCAUCAAACAGGCUCAGAUUUUGUUUUUAUCUUCAGCGGAACUCCAUCUUGGCAACAACAGCCUCACGGGAGUCCUUGAACCACAUCAGCUACAACAUUAGCACUGCUUCUCUGUGGAAGUGGCUGGAGCUCAGUCAGAAACCACAGAGAGGAGAGAGAUCCACCCGGAACAUCCAUGUGUAUUAUAAACAACUCGCUGAAAGUGUUGUUGCUGCUUGUUUUCUUGUCGAGUGCUUGAUUCUGAUGCAUAGCGAGCACACGACACAGGUUUACAGCUGGUUCUCAUGAAGCAAUUCCAUCUAAUUUGAACACAUAAUGCAAGACAAUACAUCAAUUUACUAUAAAUAAGUAUAAAUAAAACCAAAACACAAAUGCAACAGAAUAUAUGGAACUUUAACGAAGAAAAAUACACAUAAGUGCUUCUUUUCUGCAUUUAUAUUAUUCGUAAACUAAAAGUUUUCAUAUUUUCACAUAAACACAAAUAUCCAUGAGUCUGUUACAGACUCAUGUCGGCUAGUUUCUAUCUUUCAGGCUCUAAAUUCUAGAUUUGCUGUUUUUAAUAUUUUGUGAUGUGGGCACUUUUACUCCAUGUCGGUGAUGCAAAGUUGUGACGGCAACAUCGUGAUAAUCAUGCAACUUAAAUCAAAUGCACUUCAGUGUGGUCCUGUGUGUUGUAUUAUAGGAUUUGGUGACUCCUAUUUCGAGGCGUCGCUCUUUACAGUAUUACGUUGUAUUUUUGUAUAAGAAGGUUUUCUCUUCACGUAUUUUCUCUGAGGUGUCACUGUGAGCUUGUUGCUGGUUGGCUGGCUCCAUGUGGCUAAGCUAUUUUUGUUAAUAUCACAAGUUCAUGUUUGGCAUAGAAGCGUUUUGGGUCUGAAACUGAUGUGUGUGUGUGUGUGUGAGUGUGUGUGUGGGUGUGUGUGUGUGUAGCUUGAAUACUAGAAGCUCAUCCUCCACUUCAUCUCAUCUGUGAUCAUGUGUUUUUUAAAAUCUGCCUGUGUGAAAGUGAUGCUACAGUACAAAUAUUUUUACGUUUAAAAAAAAGAAGCUCUUUAUGUGUCGUAUAUUUUAUAAAGUGUUUCUCAUGUAUGCUUUUU